AUGUUAUCCACCACUAUCAAUAAGGAACGCGUGAGCAUCAUUGGCUCUGGCAACUGGGGUUCUGCUGUAGGCAAAAUCAUUGGUCAAAAUGUAUUGAAGCAUAAAGAUGUCUUUGAUACGGAGGUGCGGCAAUGGGUGUUUGAAGAAACAUUCCAGGGCGAGAAAUUGACCACGCUCAUCAAUCGAGAUCAUGAAAAUCCAAAGUACUUACCAGGCAUCAAGUUUACUGAUAAUAUCAAGGCCACACCGGAUCUCUUGGAAGCAUGUCGAGACGCAACCGUGUUGGUCUUUGUACUCCCACACCAGUUUGUUAGAGAAGUGUGCGAAGACUUGGCCGGCAAGAUCGCUCCCAAUGCAAGAGCCAUCUCACUCAUCAAGGGACUUGAAAUCAAGCCUGAUCAGGUAGUCUUGUUUUCAGAAGAGAUCGCCAAGCGACUAGGUCUUCGAGUGGCUGCCCUGAGUGGUGCCAACAUUGCUGAUGAAGUGGCUCAAGAAAAAUUCUGUGAGACAACGAUUGGAUGUACCUCGGAAGAUGGCGACCUGUUUUUCAAGCUAUUCAACACGCCAUACUUUCGCGUCAAUGUGAUACAGGAUGCUGUGGGUGUCCAGCUAUGUGGUGCUCUCAAGAAUGUUGUCGCUGUGGGUGCUGGCUUUUCAGAUGGUUUGGGGUACGGAAGCAACACCAAAGCAGCCAUUAUACGACGCGGUCUUUUAGAGAUGCGAAAGUUUGGUCAGACCUUUUUCGGCACCGUCGAGAAUGAAACCUUUUUCGAAUCAUGUGGUGUGGCAGAUUUGAUCACUACUUGUGCUGGUGGGCGUAAUCGAAGAGUUGCUGAGGCUUUUGUCAAAACCGGUAAACCCAUCGAUGUAUUGGAACAAGAGCUCCUUCACGGCCAAAAAUUACAAGGCACUUUAACAGCCAAAGAGGUCCAUGAUUUCCUCGCACCACGUGGUCUCGUCGAUGAAUUCCCCCUUUUUGAAACCGUUUAUCGUAUCUGCUAUGAAAACGCACCCAUAGAAAGCAUUGUACGUGAUAUUUAA
Molecule: messenger RNA, 1041 nt
Organism: Lichtheimia ornata
Lineage: Eukaryota; Fungi; Mucoromycota; Mucoromycetes; Mucorales; Lichtheimiaceae
Product: glycerol-3-phosphate dehydrogenase (NAD(+))
Exons: 4
Coding region: 1-1041 (346 amino acids)
Biological process (GO): glycerol-3-phosphate catabolic process; carbohydrate metabolic process
Cellular component (GO): cytosol; glycerol-3-phosphate dehydrogenase (FAD) complex; nucleus
Molecular function (GO): NAD binding; protein homodimerization activity; glycerol-3-phosphate dehydrogenase [NAD(P)+] activity
Source: RefSeq, a predicted model, not a curated record